This is a messenger RNA of Leopardus geoffroyi (Geoffroy's cat), 4107 nucleotides long. RefSeq lists its product as uncharacterized. The coding region runs from base 1840 to 4107 and encodes 755 amino acids. The record is from RefSeq and is a predicted model, not a curated record. The transcript is spliced from 29 exons. NCBI's taxonomy places the organism in Eukaryota, Metazoa, Chordata, Mammalia, Carnivora, Felidae.
CUUGAAGGAAGCACACAUUUCUUAUUUUGUUUAUGAGAACUUCUAUAUACUUUCUGAUAGCAUAGAAAAAAUGUUUUCAAAAACUACUUAGUAUGAAUGAUUUCACUCAUGUAAUUAUGUAUCUUCACAUACUGAUAGAUAAUAUAUAGGUAUAUUCUAGGUUGUUAACAUGAAUCAUCUAGGGACUUGUGGCUGCACCAUAGACUGAGAAGAAAGAAGUAGAAAAAGGCACUUAAACAAAAACAAAGACCGAAAAAGUACAGCCAUUGUGAUAUGGUUCAAUUUAUACACUUAUGUAUGCAAAUAAUUUUUUAAAAAAAUGAAUGGUACGUUUUCACCUUAAGAGGAUGCUAUCUAAUGGUAGAACAUCAGUAACUGUAAGCUGAGUGUAUAUGGGGAUUCAUUGUUUCCAUUCUACUUUUGUAUAUAUUUAAAAUUCUUUACAAUAAAAACAUUUCAAGAGAAGAUUUUUAAGAAGGAAUUCCAUUAAUUUUUAGUUGGAAAUCAGUUGCUGCUUUAUUCACAACGUGCCAUCAGGGCUAAGAAGUACCUUUUGUAGUUGUGGUUCUAUAGAUGGGGAAUUGUAAAAGUUACACUGGGUGCUAACUAGGUGAGAGAACAGAAAAGGACAUUAGAGAGCUGAAAAGGAAUUUAAAAAAAAGCACUAAGAUUACAAGAUUAACAUGCUUAAGUGUCAAUAAUUGAAUAGAGUGGAUACAUUGGUGGCUAUUUCAUUUUUAAAAAUUUGAAAGUAAAUUGGAAAUUUUCUAGAGAAAAUUACAAAUCCUCCUUACAUUAAAUAAUGACUUGCUGCCUUGGUGAAUCUCCACAUCACUUACUUGUGUAUGACCUGAUCUAUGUUUCCACGUAGCUAAAGGAAAAGUCUACAAGAAUAGGUUACUGGAUGGUUUGAAGUCUCUUAAUGGUAAGUGAGAAGCAUAAUACAAAGCCAGAUGAUUCUAAGAGACACAUUAUACUAUCUCCUAGAUAUCCAAUUGUGAACUUCACUAACCUCCUUAAAUACUGAUAUCAUUCCUAGCUUCUGAUAUAGACCUGUGAGCAAAUUAUCUCCAUAUAGAAAUUUAAAUAAAUUUUACAUAAGAGAAAAUAAAGUCUGUGUCAGAACAGUAAAAUUAAAGGGAACAUUUUUGGGGAAUUUGGUUAGGCGUUGAGACAAUAAAAUAAACAAAAAUGAGCCCACUUAUUAGUGAGAAGAUAAAAUAAUGUUUUUCAUUACUAUGAAUUAUUAAAUACUAAUGCAGGCCCUUUUAAAGCUUAUGCUUUGUAAACCUGUCCCCAUGAUCCCACUAAAGAAAGAGGUUCUUUUUAAAGAGCUAUUAUCUAUUAUUAUCUAUUAUUGACCCUCUUUGUACUAUAGACACUUGAUGUUCCUGCUGAAAAUAACAUUAGUAUAUGUCAACAAUUUGAUGUAUUUGCUAAAACAAGUCAACUGUCAUGCUAUAUAUGAGCCUAUUUAAGUUAUUUAAAUCCAAAAACUAUACAGCAUGCUAAUUGACUAUAAUAAAAUGCAUUCUGGACAAUUAGUUCAAGAUUUCAGUUUUUGUUUUUGUUUUUGUUUUUGUUUUUCUGCAGAUGGAACUUUCUAAGAACUAAAAUCCCCCAAACAAAAAUUUUAGAAAAAGAUCCCUUGCCUGCAAAAGAAAAAUAUUUCUGACAGGGGACACCCUUUAUAUUUCCACCUACACUACAGCCAUGUGGGCCCAUAGGUUAUUUAAAUAUAUAAACUGUAUUUUUCUUUCCUUUGGCUAUUUCUUGACCAUUUUGCUUUUCUAAGGAGGGAUUGUUAAUGCCAAUAAACUUGAUUCAGUUUUGAAAACCAUGGGAUGGAAACUCACAGAAGAUGAAAUUAAGGAUCUCAAAUGCAACCUGUCCACUGAUGUAUAUGGGAGAACUACAAUGAAAAAGUUGUGUAGUGGAUUAAAAGCUUUUACAGGAAAAAAUAUUAAUGUGCAACAUCUAUCAGAUUUUGUGAGGAACAUGGGUAUUGAGCUAACAGAUAAAGAACAAAAGAGGCUGCUAAAGAAGCUUCCAGUUGAUGCUUCUGGGAAGAUCUAUCAAAAUAGAUUGUUGGAUGGUCUGAAGUCUUUCAAAGGAGGGAAGGUUGAAAGAAGUAAAGUCAAUACUGUUCUAGAAAACAUGGGAAUCGUGCUCACAGGAGAGGAGCUUCAAAGUCUAACAGAUAACCUACCAGUUAACGAUAAUGAGGAGGUUGAUCUUGAUAAAUUGAUGGAUGGAGUGAAAACUCUUACAGCUAAUGGAAAAGUUGAUCUGAAUAAAGUGAUGGAUGGCGUGAAAGCUGUCACAGGAGAAAAGGUUGAUUCCAGGGACCUACAAAAUACUCUAAAAGACAUGGGGAUUGAGCUUACAGACAAGGAGGCCAAGCAACUGAGGAAAACACUGCCCCUUGAUGCCCAUGGAAAGGUGUUUCAAAGCAGGUUGCUGAAGGAUGUGAAGUAUAAUAAAAGAGGGAAGAUUGAUGUAAAUAACCUGGAUCCUGUUUUAGAAGCCAUGGAGGUCAAGCUGACAGAAAAGGAACUGAAUCUGUUAAAGGAUCUUCUGCGUGGCUCUAAGAAAGUUGAUCUGCAAAAACUGAUGGAAAAAGUAGAAGCUGUUACAGGAGAGGAAAUUGAUGUCAAUGACAUGGAAACAGUUCUAGGAAACAUGGGAAUAGAACUCACAGAUAAAGAACUCUCACAACUGGUGAAAAAUCUGCCAGUUGAUAAUGGAAAGGUCUAUCAAAGAAGGUUGCUGGAUGGUAUAAAGUUUCUUAAAGGAGGGAAGAUUGAUUCCAGUAAAGUGGAUGAAGUUUUGGGAGCUAUGGGCAUGGACCUCACUGAAAAGGAGCUUAAAGACAUAAUGCAAAAUCUGCCAGUUAAUGUUAAAGGCAAGGUUGAUCUGGAAAAGCUGAUGAAUGAAGUGAAAUCUUUUUCGGGAGACAAAGUUGAUGCCAAUAGACUUGAAAGUGUUUUCGAAAACUUGGGGAUUAAGCUCAUACCUAAUGAACAUUUGAACUUGCUGAAGACACUUCCACUUGAUGCUGAUGGAAAAGUGUAUAAGAAAAGGUUGAUGAAGGGCAUAAAGUCUCUCAAACGAGGCAGUGUUGAUGUCAAUAAGCUGGACACUCUUUUAGAAAACAUGGGAAUCAGCAUCACAGAAGGAGAAUUCAUGGAUCUGAUAGAAAGAUUGCCAGAUGAUGAUAAAGGGAAGGUCAAACUAGAUACGUUGAUUGAAGAAUUGAGUUCUGUUUUAGGAAAGCAACUUGAUGUCAGUGAUGUAGACAGUGCUCUGAAAGACAUGAAAGUUGAGGUCACAGACAAGGAAUACUUUAAGUUAGUAAAAACUCUACCAGUUGAUGCUGAAGGAAAGGUGUAUCAAAAAAGGCCGCUGGAUGGUGUGAAGGCUCUUCAAAGAGGAAAGGUGGCUAUGAAUAACCUCGUCCCAUUUCUGGAAAAUAUGGGGAUUAAGCUGUCACACGAAGAACUUGAAGAUUUUUCACAAAACCUACCAGUUGAUGGUGGUGGGAAGGUUGAUCUGAAAAAUGUGACAAUGAAAAUGAAAGAGUUUACAGGAGAAAAGAUUGAUGCCACAGAUCUGAAAAACAUUCUUGGAGACAUGGGGAUAGAAGUCAACGAUAAGGAAUGUCUGGAACAACAAAAAUUACUACCCGCUGAUGAUGACAACAAAGUUUUUCAGAAUAGAUUGCUGUCAGCUUUGAAGUCUUUCAAAGGAGGAAAGAUUGAUACUAAUAACCUGAACACAGUUCUGAGGAACAUGGGGAUCAAGCUCAAAGAUAAGGAAUUUAAAAAUGUGAUACAAAAUCAACCUGUUGACGCUGAUGGAAAUGUUUCUCUGAAAAAAGUGAUGAGUGAUGUGAAAGCAGUUACAGGAGAAAAAGUUAAUGUCAAAGAUCUGAAAAAUAUUCUGGAAGACAUUGGGAUAGAAUUCACACCUAAAGAAUACCUGGAACUGGUGAAAAAUCUUCAAGUUGACGGAUGCCAGGUCCUGUGGCUUCCUUGGAAGCUCUGCUCCACUCCCCCACCCUUCCACCCCUCAGAGCUGCGGGAGUCCGGGGCCACCCAGAUCUGA